Molecule: messenger RNA, 590 nt
Organism: Mandrillus leucophaeus (drill)
Lineage: Eukaryota; Metazoa; Chordata; Mammalia; Primates; Cercopithecidae
Gene: UXT
Product: ubiquitously-expressed, prefoldin-like chaperone
Exons: 7
Coding region: 71-544 (157 amino acids)
Biological process (GO): negative regulation of transcription by RNA polymerase II
Molecular function (GO): transcription corepressor activity
Source: RefSeq, a predicted model, not a curated record
CACCCGCGCCACCCGGAAGCCGGGGUUCCUACCAACGGUUUUUAUUGCUGGCGGCCCUAAGGAGCCCAUCAUGGCGACGCCCCCUAAGCGGCGGGCGGUGGAGGCCACGGGGGAGAAAGUACUGCGCUACGAGACCUUCAUCAGUGACGUGCUGCAGCGGGACUUGCGAAAGGUGCUGGACCAUCGAGACAAGGUAUAUGAGCAGCUGGCCAAAUACCUUCAACUGAGAAAUGUCAUUGAGCGACUCCAGGAAGCUAAGCACUCGGAGUUAUAUAUGCAGGUGGAUUUGGGCUGUAACUUCUUCGUUGACACAGUGGUCCCAGAUACUUCACGCAUCUAUGUGGCCCUGGGAUAUGGUUUUUUCCUGGAGUUGACACUGGCAGAAGCUCUCAAGUUCAUUGAUCGUAAGAGCUCUCUCCUCACAGAGCUCAGCAACAGCCUCACCAAGGACUCCAUGAAUAUCAAAGCCCAUAUCCACAUGUUGCUAGAGGGGCUUAGAGAACUACAAGGCCUGCAGAAUUUCCCAGAGAAGCCUCACCAUUGACUUCUUCCCCCCAUCCUCAGAUAUUAAAGAGCCUGAAUGCCUUUGA